This is a messenger RNA of Macrosiphum euphorbiae (potato aphid), 282 nucleotides long. NCBI's taxonomy places the organism in Eukaryota, Metazoa, Arthropoda, Insecta, Hemiptera, Aphididae. The record is from the annotation of a GenBank genome assembly.
AUGUCUACGUCAGUUGUACCAUUGCCGAGUAUUGCAGGAGUCCGCCUCAUCCGGUCAGCACUGUUGCCGAUCCCGGAAACGUUUUGGCAAAGUGAUGGUGGGAUUAAUGGAAUUGAAUGGAAUGGAAUUGGUGUUGUAAACAUUAACAAACGCCCGUGGACAAAUCCUCAUCAUCCUCACAGUUAUUUACAAAUUAUCAUCAAACGCUACGGAAAGGUCCGGUCUAUGGUCAAAAUUUACAAAAGCUAUUUAGUUUCCUCUAUAAUAUACACUAUAAAGUGA